Amaranthus tricolor (Joseph's coat) is the source of this 2254-nucleotide messenger RNA. Its product is annotated as external alternative NAD(P)H-ubiquinone oxidoreductase B2, mitochondrial-like. Lineage: Eukaryota; Viridiplantae; Streptophyta; Magnoliopsida; Caryophyllales; Amaranthaceae. The coding region runs from base 173 to 1930 and encodes 585 amino acids. Gene Ontology annotation, molecular function: NADH dehydrogenase activity; calcium ion binding. The transcript is spliced from 10 exons. The record is from RefSeq and is a predicted model, not a curated record.
CUUUAGGUACAAGUCAAAAAUUAAAUUUCGACGACAAAUAUAAAAACAACGCCUACCAAAUUCACGCACUUUUGCCUACAUUUCCCAUAUUCAUUCUCCAAACUUCUGGUAGUUACAUAAAAUUUUUCUCAACUUCUAAAUAAAAAUAAUUCUGCGUUUCUAUUCUAUUACCAUGACGAUUUACGAAAAGGUUUGUAAAACUUUUUACAAUAAUCCUUCUCUCUCCAAGAUUCUCGUCGUCGUCGCCGUUAGUGGUGGUGCUGGUGGCGGCCUUCUGGCUUAUUCUGAUUCAAAGUCAUAUCAAGCGGAAAAUGAUGUAUUUCCACAACUCGAAGUUGUCAACAAGAAAAAGAAGGUGGUGGUUCUCGGAACUGGUUGGGCUGGAACGAGUUUUUUAAAAAACUUGAAAAAUCCUUCGUAUGAUGUUCAUGUCAUAAGUCCUCGUAAUUACUUUGCAUUUACACCUUUGCUACCAAGUGUCACAUGUGGUACAGUUGAAGCUCGUAGUAUUUGCGAACCAAUUCGAAAAUUGGUUAAUAAGAAAGAUUUAAGUGUUAGUUAUUGGGAAGCUGAAUGUCUAAGUAUUGAUCCUGAAAGAAAGAAAGUUACAUGUCGAUCAACUCAAAAUGCUGAUUUGAAUGGGAAAGCUGAAUUCUCUGUCGACUAUGAUUACCUUGUUAUUGCUAUGGGAGCUCGUUCUAACACCUUCAACACCCCUGGAGUAGAGGAGAAUGCCCAUUUCUUAAAGGAAGUAGAGGAUGCUCAAAAAAUCCGUCAGAGCAUUAUUGACUGUUUUGAGAAGGCCGCCCUUCCAACACUUAGCGAGGAGGAAAAGAAAAGAAUACUUCAUUUCGUUGUUGUUGGGGGUGGUCCUACAGGUGUUGAGUUUGCCGCAGAACUUCAUGAUUUUGUUAAUGAAGAUUUAGUGAAAUUAUAUCCCAAAGCUAAAGAGUUUGUGAAGAUAACAUUAUUGGAGGCAACAGAUCAUAUAUUGAAUAUGUUCGAUAAAAGAAUUACAGCAUUUGCUGAGGAUAAGUUUCAUAGGGAUGGUAUCAAUUUACAAACAGGGUCUAUGGUUGUAAAAGUGACUGACAAGGAUAUAUCAACCAAAGCACUCAAAAAUGGUGGGGUGAUAUCCUCCAUGCCUUAUGGAAUGCUUGUGUGGUCUACCGGAAUCGGAACUCGUCCUGUGAUAAUGAAUUUCAUGAAACAAAUUGGCCAAACCAAUAGGCGUGCCUUGGGUACUGACGAGUGGCUAAGAGUGGAGGGUACUGGUGAAAUAUAUGCCUUGGGUGAUUGUGCAACCAUUAUCCAGCGCAAAGUCCUGGAAGAUAUCGCUGACAUAUUCAAAAAAGCUGACAAGGAUAAUUCUGGAACUCUGACAGUGAAAGAAAUGCAAGACGUGGUUGAUGACAUCCUGGAAAGAUACCCUCAAAUUGAACUAUACCUCAAGAAUAGGCAUAUGAAGAGCAUUACCGAUCUGAUGACCGAUGCGAAAGGGGAUGCAAAAAAGGAAGCUGUUGAAUUGAAUAUUGAAGAGCUCAGAGCUGCUUUUUCACAAGUGGACUCGCAGAUGAAAAAUCUUCCAGCAACUGCUCAGGUUGCUGCUCAGCAAGGUACCUAUCUUGCUGACUGUUUCAAUCGUAUGGAAGAGUGUGAAAAGAACCCUGAAGGUCCCAUUAGAAUCCGAGGAGAAGGUCGCCAUCGAUUUAAACCAUUCAGGUAUAAGCAUUUUGGUCAAUUUGCUCCACUUGGAGGAGAACAAGCAGCAGCCCAACUUCCUGGAGAUUGGGUUUCGAUUGGUCACAGUACUCAGUGGCUGUGGUACUCUGUUUAUGCUAGCAAACAAGUCAGCUGGCGUACAAGAGCCUUGGUGGUUGGAGACUGGUCUAGGCGUUUCAUAUUUGGUCGGGAUUCAAGUCGCAUUUAGAUCCAGCUGAUGCAACAAUGGCUCUAGGUUUUGUUCCUAAAACAUUUUAUAAUCGUACCUCGAUAAAAUAUCACAAUCACACUUGCCUUUAUAUGCAUAUGUCGUGAUUUGAGAAAGCAAAUUUUGUCUAAAUUUCUUGAUUCAUUUACUGGUUACUGUAGUUAUAGUGGAAGACUCCUCAAGUUUUGGGUUAUUAUUGAGACCUAUUACUAGUAAUUGGCCAGCCAAAAUAUUGGUCCUUCUUGAGAAACUCCAUAUUAUUAUUGUACUUGUGAAUUGUGAUGAAUCACAUAAAUGCGGGAAGAUUGUUUAUUGAGUUCUUAA